Molecule: messenger RNA, 1824 nt
Organism: Sporisorium graminicola
Lineage: Eukaryota; Fungi; Basidiomycota; Ustilaginomycetes; Ustilaginales; Ustilaginaceae
Exons: 2
Coding region: 1-1824 (607 amino acids)
Biological process (GO): secondary metabolic process
Molecular function (GO): CoA-ligase activity
Source: RefSeq, a predicted model, not a curated record
AUGAUCUUCACAUCGACCUCGGAGCCCGUGCAGGAGUUCCCCGACGAUCUCGACGUAUACGGAUGCAUGUACGAGUACUUCCCGCCAACCCGACCCGAUUUACGCAAUACCGGUCUUCCCCUCCUCAUCGAUGAAGAGACAGAACAACAAUGGACGUUCGAACAAGCCAAAGAAAACACGGAUCUCCUCUCUGUCGCUCUCCACGCAAGAUGCGGUAUCCGCCCGGACACUCGAGCAGGUGUCUACGCGACCAACAGCAUUUACUUCCCCAUCGCUGUCUGGGCCACACACCGUCUCGGGGCCACCGUCUCUCCCGCCAACCCAGCGUUCCUAGCCAAAGAGCUAAGCUUCCAGCUGGAAGCGUCUGACUCAAAGCUUCUGUUUGUCAGCGAAGACGAGGUGUCGCUCAAGAACGGCUUCGAGGCGGCGAAGCUUGCCAACAUACCGAGGGAUCGUGUGGUUGUUGUUCAGGAGCCUAUCACGGUGCAGAAGUUCUCGGAGUCGAACUACGGCCGGAUCCAGCGCAAGACGAAAGGAGCGUGGACGCUGGCAGGGCUGAUAGAGGAGGGGAGGGAAAUCGUCAAGGCUCAGGGGCAGGAGAUCCUUACUUCAACUCGACACACGCUUCGACCGGGUGAGGCAAAGACAAAGAUUGCAUUCCUGUCGUUUUCGUCCGGCACUACGGGGCUACCAAAGGGUGUGGCGAUUCAGCACUAUGCUGUCACAUCAAACGCGCUCCAGACAAUGGCGCACAAUCGCGUCGGCAACACGAUCGGUGCCCCCGGCCGCUUCUGCCCCGGCAAAGACGUCUCGCUCGGCGUCCUGCCGCAGGUGCACAUCUUCGGCUUGUCGACCUGCACCCACUUUGUGUUUUUCGCCGGAAUCGCCAACCUGGUCAUGUCCAAGUUCCGCGGCAUCGAAGCCAUGAUCAAGACCAUCAUCAAGUACCGUAUCAGCGUGUGGUGGCUGGUGCCUCCGCAAUUGGUGCUGUUCUGUAAAGACCCAUGCGUGCCAGGGUAUCUAGACGAGCUGCGCAAAGUGGCACGCUUCGCUAUGGUCGGAGCUGCACCCUUGUCGGACGAUCUCAGCCGCCAGUUCACGAAGAGGUUCCCCGACCUCGAUUGGGGUCAGGGAUCAGGAAUGACAGAGACGUGCUCGGUGACGACGAUGUUCCCCGUCGGAGAGGCUGCGGUGAUGGGUUCAGCGGGGCGGCUCAUCUCCAACACCGAGGCAAAAGUCGUUGACUCGCAGGGCAAGGAAGUAGGCUACGAUGAGCUCGGAGAACUCUGGCUGCGUGGCCCACAGGUCACACUCGGCUACACCAACAACGAGCAGGCUACCAAAGAGACGUACUUGCCAGGUGGAUGGCUGCGCACGGGCGACGAGGUCAAGAUCACGCCUCAGGGCGACGUGUUCUUCAUCGACAGGCUCAAGGAGCUCAUCAAGGUCAAAGGAUUUCAAGUCGCACCCGCCGAGCUGGAGGGGUUCUUGUUGGACCACCCGGAUGUCUCGGACUGCGGCGUGAUCGGUGUGCAGGAUGAAGCGGCUGGUGAACUGCCCUUCGCCUUUGUCGCCCUAUCGCAAGACGCAAAGAAGAGAACCGCUUCGGCGGGGAAACAGGAAGAGGACAACAUCAAACAGUCGAUCCUCAAGUUCGUCGCUGACAACAAGGUCCGCUACAAACACCUUUGCGGUGUCGCAUUCAUCGACGUGAUCCCAAAGACGGCAUCAGGCAAAAUCCUCCGUCGCGAAAUGCGCGAGAUGGCCAAAAAGCUGCCUGCAGAAGCCUUCCAAGAAAAACGCAAAAUCACCGCAAAGCUCUAA